AUGGCUCCAGGUUGCGGACGGCGCGAAGAAGAAACAACAAAUUCAGGUGCAGCUCAUCGUCAACAAUUUAUCCGUCGCCGUCAAGACCAGGGGACCUCUGACGAAGAACAAACCCUCCAUGCUACCGGGGCACCCGAGGAGAACCUGCACGAGAACGUUAUUCUCAACCUUUGCCGGGCCCUAAAGACUUUAGAUAAGUUGGUAUCAGGGAAUCCACAGAGAAUAUCAGAUAGUGGAGUCUUGCUUGCAAUGAUCUCGUGGCACCUAUACCCAGAUCUCAUUGUGCUGGACCGGAAAGCCCUAGACAUCUCUCAGGGAGAUCAACUAGUGCAUGAGGGUGGAAUUACGACCAUUUCUGUCUCGACUUCGUCUAAUACCAACGGCAAACAAGAUGGCGUUUACUGGUCACUGCCGCUUGCCAACCUUCGUUAUUAUGGGAAAGUUCGGCGUGAGCGAUCCUCAUUCCAUGACUCGAAAUUGACACUUUCAGAGCUCCAGGCACUAGCACUCGGAGCUUCUUUAGAGGCACCCGAUACUGCCGUACUGGCAAGUUCAAUUCUCAAUGCUCUGUGGGGAUAUUGCUAUACGAUAUGCGAGACUUCGCCCUAUGCAAACAUAGAAUUGUGGCAAGACCCGAAUGCUUUUCGUCGUGGGAUGACGCCGAGGGAGCAAGUCGACAAAUACAGCAGAGCCAUGCAGUACAUACGUGCCCUACGAGGGGGUAUAACACUCCUGCUCUCUUAG
Messenger RNA from Aspergillus terreus NIH2624, 744 nucleotides. RefSeq lists its product as uncharacterized. The record is from RefSeq and is a predicted model, not a curated record. The transcript has a single exon. NCBI's taxonomy places the organism in Eukaryota, Fungi, Ascomycota, Eurotiomycetes, Eurotiales, Aspergillaceae. The coding region runs from base 1 to 744 and encodes 247 amino acids.